GCGGGCAAGACGGUCAAGUGCGUGUUCCUGGACGAGGACGACGAGGACGACGAGGACGACGACGAGCUGCAGCUGCGGAUCAAGCAGGAGGCGGACGAGGACGACGACGAGCCGCCGCACCAACAGCUCCUGCAGCCGCCGGGCCAGCAGCCGCCGCAGCUGCUGAGACGCUACAACGUCGCCAAAGUGCCCGCCAGCCCCACGCUGAGCAGCUCGGCCGAGUCCCCCGAGGGCGCGAGCCUGUACGACGAGGUGCGCGCCGGCGCGACCUCGGGCGCCGGGGGCGGCAGCCGCCUCUACUACAGCUUCAAGAACAUCACGAAGCAGCAGCCGCCGCCGCUCGCGCAGCCCGCGCUGUCGCCCGCGUCCUCGCGCUCCGUGUCCACCUCGUCCUCGUCCUCGUCCAGCGGCAGCAGUAGCGGCAGCGGCGGCGAGGACGCCGACGACCUGAUGUUCGACCUGAGCUUGAAUUUCUCCCAAAGCGCGCACAGCGCCAGCGAGCAGCAGCUGGGGGGCGGCGCGGCGGCCGGGAACCUGUCCCUGUCGCUGGUGGAUAAGGAUUUGGAUUCCUUCAGCGAGGGCAGCCUGGGCUCCCACUUCGAGUUCCCCGACUACUGCACGCCCGAGCUGAGCGAGAUGAUCGCGGGGGACUGGCUGGAGGCGAACUUCUCCGACCUGGUGUUCACGUAUUGAGAGGGGCGCCCCGCUUCUCGCUCUUUCUCUCCGCGGGUGCAGAGCAGGGCUCGUCGGGAGAAGUGGCGGUGGUCGUGAUGAUGAUGAUGAUGAUGGUGGUGGUGUCGAUGGUGGGGAUGGUGGUGGUGGUAGGGGUGGAGGGGAGACACGAAUAUGCCGAUCUCGAUACGAUGUCGUGACACAAAGGAAUUGGAAAAGAUGAUGAAAAUUUUGGUGGAGUUAAAGUGAAAUUAGUAGUUUUAAAACAUUUUUUUCCUGUCCCUUUCUUUUUCUUUUUUUUUUUCUCCCCUCUUUUCCUUUAUCGUGUCUCAAGGUAGUUGCAUACCUAGUCUGGAGUUGUGAUCCCCCCCCCCCCAAAUGUGUUUUUGUAAUUACUAUUUCUUUUUCUUGAAAUUCGUGAUUGCAACAAAGGCGGA
This is a messenger RNA of Suricata suricatta (meerkat), 1109 nucleotides long. It is a transcript of the gene SOX11, whose product is annotated as SRY-box transcription factor 11. The annotation marks the transcript as partial. Lineage: Eukaryota; Metazoa; Chordata; Mammalia; Carnivora; Herpestidae. The transcript has a single exon. The record is from RefSeq and is a predicted model, not a curated record.